CACAAACGGAACGGCCCGGCUGAAGUUGUGUGAUGGCGAAGAUGCUCUAACUAGCUGCAGCUUUAUCAGGCGCUAAACAAAACGCUGAGCCAGUGCGGUGCCAGAUGCUAGAAGUAACUUCAGAGAUGUCGUCACCACAUCGCAAAGGACCAGAGAUUUCUCCAGGCCGCACUGUUGUUUCAGAGACUGACAGUGCUGCCAAAUCACGAAAACCAGACAUGAGGAGGAGGGAGACUCGACAGAGCCCAUUCAAAGUGCCAGACAGCAAUAGCAUUUUCCUUUUGAGUAUAAAAGAAAAAGCAGACCAAAAAGAGGAGAUGCGUAAAUUCCUGGCUUUGCCAAUUGAUGAGAAGACGACCCACGCUGCUCGAAUGACGGCCAAGCUGAGGAAAGAGCUGGAAGAACAAGUGGAGGAGGAGGAAGAUGAAAGGGAGAAGAUGAAGAAUCGGAAACAAAUCAAGAGUAGGACAGUUCUCCCUGAACAAACAACCAUCAGACAUGAGUUGAAGAUGGCCAUGAUGAAACGAGAAAACAUUACAAAAGACAGCAAACAUGACAUGAUCUCCAUGGAACGGCGGAAGGCAGUGUUGGAGUUAUCUCUGAUGAUGAAGAGGUCCGAGAUUUUGAAGAUGGACGACGUCAUUGCAAAAGAGGAAAGGCAGCUGAGGCAACUUGAGAAGAACAUCGAGAGAGACAACCGCAACUUUGAAGAGUUCCUCAGGGAGAACGAGAAGAAGUCUGUGGAGGCCAGAACAUUUUUUGAACGGGAGGCCAAGUCCAAACAGGAGCAGAAUGCUGAGAUCAAGAAACUGACUGCUGAAAUAAUAACCAUAAGAAGUGAGCUCGCCAAGUUUGAAGAAAUCCUGAUAGACUACAAGAGAUACAGGGAGCUUCUGAUGGAGUUGUCUCCUCCAGAGUGGCAGCAGGCACAGAAGACCAAAGCUUUGAAAUCUAAGGUCCAGUCUGACGGAGACGCUCAGGACAAGCACAACAGGCAGCCGGAGGAGUCAGCUUUAAGGAACGGUUUGGAGAUCAAGGCUUCCAGUCCAGGUCGAGAGCUGCCUUCCAUCAGAGAGAGCGGGCUGUCCUCAGCCCACAGCGACACACUGAUCACAACUUCCAAACUGGAAAGUGACAGCUCAGAAUAUGAGGAUGAGCCAGAGCUAUACUUCACUGAUCCCCAGCAGCUAAUGAAUCUGGUGACAGAGCUGACAGAGCAGAAUUUGUCUCUGAUUCAGAACUCUACGAGGGUGGAAGGGACACUGGAAGACCUCCGACAGUCCAUGGAGAUAUCCAGGAAGAAGAUUGAAAAGGACAAAGAGCAGCUGACACUGCAGAUCAACGACAUGAACCACAGAAUCGACUUAGAGAAGACCAGAGGCGCCAAGCUCAGACAGAAGGUCCAGCUCCAUGUCGUACUGAACACAGAAGACCAGGACGUCAUGUUGGAGGCUCUGGGUGAGAAGGUGGUGGAGGUCCAUCGCUGCUGCGUGGAUGAUAGAAUUACCAACCUCAGCACCUUGGAGAAGCUGGCCAAUAUUGAGAACCGCAUGUCUUUACUGCUGCAGAACCUCGAGAGCAUCCCUGAGGAAAGCUUAGAGAUAAUGAAGAACAUCAAGGACAGUGAGAGGAGGAGCAGGCAGCGUGAGGAGAAGCUGAGAGAGCAGAGAGAGAAACAGAAGGAAAGGAUGAGGAGGUACCUGGAGAGAUCUCUGGCUGACUCCAAGAAAAUAAGUGGGAGAAAGCUCGUGCCCAGAUGCAAGCCUGUUGCCCAGAAGGUCAGAGUCAGCAAUGUGGACAACACCCCUGCUGAAGAUGAGCUGCAUGCCUACCUCUUCACCUCUGAGGACGUAGGCUAGAGUAGAAGAAAGAGUGCAAUCAUUCCUAAAGUGAAAAUUAUUAUUGGAUAUUUAGUUGCCUACUCCAUAUUCAUGACAUAAAAUCAAAUAGAAUCCACCGGAAAUGUUAACACAACAAUAUCAUACAUUAUAGUGUGACAAGCAAUAAUAUGCAUGUGUAAGAUAAUAAUGUAAAGUACAAUAAAGAAGUCUGAUUGCAGUGAGUCCCUGGUUGUAAAAAUGUUAAACAUUAGCACUUUAAAUAUCUAGAUGAUUAUGAUCAAAUGCACAUUCUUUUAUCAAACACGUUUUCUUACUACAGCUCUGUUGCUGACUCGAUAUAAUCUACAGGUCUAAUUUGUAUCAGUGAAUACACACAUCCAUGAUCUGAUAGCUCAUAUUGAAAUUUGCCUGUAUUGGUGCAAUAUGUUUUCAAAUACUGUCUUUUCUUUUCUCUCUUUAUCAUAAUAAAAUGAGGAUUACAUAACAGACUUGACUCCUACUCAA
This is a messenger RNA of Cottoperca gobio, 2345 nucleotides long. It is a transcript of the gene cfap100, whose product is annotated as cilia and flagella associated protein 100. The coding region runs from base 105 to 1859 and encodes 584 amino acids. The record is from RefSeq and is a predicted model, not a curated record. Lineage: Eukaryota; Metazoa; Chordata; Actinopteri; Perciformes; Bovichtidae. The transcript has 16 exons.